Molecule: messenger RNA, 2436 nt
Organism: Myxocyprinus asiaticus (Chinese sucker)
Lineage: Eukaryota; Metazoa; Chordata; Actinopteri; Cypriniformes; Catostomidae
Product: somatostatin receptor type 2-like
Exons: 2
Coding region: 663-1712 (349 amino acids)
Biological process (GO): cellular response to glucocorticoid stimulus; regulation of insulin secretion; neuropeptide signaling pathway
Cellular component (GO): neuron projection; membrane
Molecular function (GO): neuropeptide binding; somatostatin receptor activity
Source: RefSeq, a predicted model, not a curated record
AUUGGGUGGCCCAGAGGGGAAGUUGGGGGUUGAUCAGCUCAGAUUGACCCCCCCACUGAACUGCGAGGAAAGGGAGGAAACAGAGGGGUGGAGUGAAGGAGGAAAAUGAGAGGGAGUGUGAGCAAGGGAGUGUGAAAGGAAGAGGCUGGAUGGGAUCUUCUGAGAAGAGUGUUUAGUUAUGAAAACAAAAGUAUUGAAACAGAUGGCACCCUGGAAACCUCAUAACAGCGGAUUGGAACGAGCCAGCACAGCUUAUCACAUCAACAGGGCGGUCAGAGGCAGUCUGUCAGCGAAUAACUUUUCACAAACAUAACACACACACACACACACACACACACACACUCUGGGCACUGCUGGGGGGAUAUAUAAGAACUCACCAGGAGGGUCUAACACCCACUAGAUUUCUCUGAGGAACUGUUAUGCAGUUUGAGGUUUUCUCCCAAAUAGAUCUGUCAGGAACUACCUUACAAGCCCUUUGAGUGCCAGAGAUUGUACUAGUUUGUGGGUAAAGUAUGUUUUCCUUAAAGUUUAGGCUGAGAAUUUUUUGAUGCCCAAUACUGAAGUUAUUGGAAUGGAAAGAUAAGCCUGUUUCAAGGACAAAAGAAGAAACAAAGUAUAAGGAUGUAAACUAGUGAAGGACUACAAACUGUUUCUGACAAGAAAUGGAAACGGCAAUACCUUUAGGAAUGUUUUACGACAACGUGUCAAUUCUGGAUCUGAAAAGUACUUCGAUAAACAAUGUCUAUAUUCACAAGGAUUUUGAUGCCUUCAGUGUUACCAUGGCUGUGCUCUACCUGGCAGUAUGUAUCGUGGGAUUGGGAGGGAACUCCCUGGUCAUCAUCACCAUUUUAAAGCUAGACAAAAUGUCAUCUGCAACCACCGUCUACAUUUUCAACCUGGCUUUGGCGGAUGGCCUUUUCAUGGUAGGACUCCCGUUCAUUGCUAUCCAAAACUUCCAGGACCAAUGGAUCUUUGGAGACCUGGUCUGCAAACUGGUUCUGGUUCUGGAUGGCAUCAACCAAUUCACAAGUGUAUUCUGCCUAACCGUGAUGAGUGUCGACCGCUACAUGGCACUCGUAGACCCAUUGCGCUUUGCUCGCUGGCGGACACCUCAGAGGGCAAAGAUCAUUGCUGCCCUAAUGUGGUUUAUCUCGCUAUUUCCUGUCUUGCCUAUGGCCAUAUACUUUUCCUCCAAUUACGGUUUCUGCACUAUAGACCCCUAUUUGGCCUCUGACACCUGGUGGUUGACCUUUCUUAGCUAUACCUUUGUACUUGGCUUUGCCUUACCCUUCACUGUAAUGAUUGUAUUUUACACCGCAUUGGUGGCAACUCUGAGAAAUUCCAGGCCGCAGGGUGGCCCUUCCUCCUCUCUGGAAAGCCACAGUUUGGAGAAACAGGUCACCAAGAUGGUCGUGGCGGUUGUUCUGGUGUUUGGCUUUUGCUGGCUGCCAUUCUACAUCUUCAACUUCUGCUCUUUGCACCGAACAGAGCUGGUACUCAACUUCACCCGUGGCUUUGAGUUUGUGGUGCUGCUGUCCUACUCAUGGAGUUGCGCCAAUCCCAUACUGUAUGCUUGUCUGUCUGAAAAAUUUCGAAGGCAUUUCCACACCCUCCUCUGCCCCGUCAAGAGCUCACCCACACACUGUGACAGAGACACUGAAGGGUAUGUCUUGCACGAUACUAACGUACAAGAUGUGAGUGUUUUACUUUAGGAUGUUUCUCACUGAGAACAUCUGAGUAUUUUUUUUAUAUAUUUUUAGGGCUUGUGUAGCAACACAUACCCGCCUUAUUGUAAACAGAUAAUCCCUGCUUCCAGCAGUGCCAAUCUUACAUUUCAUUUCUUUAGUGCACUCCAAAGUACUGCCUUUUGCACCUCUGAGAUUGCUUUUGCUACUAUGCAAUAGAUAAAAAAUACAUGUGCAGACUGAGGCACUGAUAAGAGUCAAGUGGAUCAUGAUAACCCCGCUUUUGAUGGCUCAAUUUUUUCAUGACAGCAAUGCCACAAAAGCAAAGUUGACUUAGUGAAUAAGAGUUUACUCUGUCUCCAUGCAAAGGAAGGAGCAUAUUUUAAGGGUGAUUAUGCCAUUUCUAGCCCCCUAUACAAGUGCUUUCAAAUUGAUUGUGGAUUGAAUGAUGUCACAGUUGUCAUGGCAUCCAGCUUUGACCAAAUUUUUGAGGAUUCUCGUGAGACUGUUGCCACAUGACUUAAGAAUGUGAUUGUGAUUCAUGAGGGAUUUAUUUAGAAACAGUUGAUAAACUAGAUGUUAAUGGCCAACACUGCCAUGGUUUAAAUGGUCUUGUGUUUAAAAAAUUUCAAAAUAAUUUACACAUGCUGGGUAAUAUAUAUUUUUUUAAUGAUAUUUUGAUACCAUUUGUUAUGGAAAUAUACAGUAUAUAUGUAUACAGUGUGUGUGUGUGUGUGUGUGUGUGUGUGUA